Chara braunii is the source of this 5409-nucleotide messenger RNA. NCBI's taxonomy places the organism in Eukaryota, Viridiplantae, Streptophyta, Charophyceae, Charales, Characeae. The record is from the annotation of a GenBank genome assembly.
UCUGACGAGAGAGAGGAGUGUUCUUUCUUGCAUGUCAUCACGUUUGCCUUUCAUCAACUAUCACUGGCAAUCUGUUCCACCGCCCAUCUCAGGCUUUCGGUCUGUAGGUUGUUGUGUGUCUGUCUGUGUGUGUGUGUGUGUGUGGGUAUGUGUUUGUGUGGGCUUGUUCUUCGCUAUAUGACGCUGCCCUGCUGGUGGGGCGUUUAAAGAGGUUCGCUAGGUGUGCGGGUGUGGUGGUGGAUGUGGCACCUUGACUGGUGCCCUCUGCCGCGAAGUCACGCGCUGUUGGCAUCAAUGAGAUAUGAAUGAAUGACCUCCAGCACCGUCGGGCAUGCGCUUUGUUACGCAUAUCAAAACAUAGAUGACGCACUCUUGAGGUGGUGUGUAAAGGAGAGGAGAGGAGAGGAAGAGGAGGAAGCGGAAGAGAUUGAAGUAGGUUGUCGCGAAUAGGCAUGAGACGAAGGAGACAAACCUCAGCAGCGUCAGGGAGGGAGAGAGAAAGAGGGAGAUAGGAUACGAAGUUGGGAUUCAACCAGGGAAACUUACCACGAGAGCGAAGCGCGUCUCGUCGUCGUCUAGCGUAUCAUCUUCGUCUUCCUCAUCGUUAUCAGUUAUCAUCAUCAUCAUCAUCAUCAUCAUAAUCAUCAUAAUCAUAUCUCUCAUUACCAUCCAGCAUCAUUAUCAUCCUUCUCGUGAAAUCGAUGGAUGAAUAGGUUGCCGCUGUGUUCCUUGCAUCUUCGGCGCUUUUGCGUAUAACCGACCGAGAGAGAGAGAGAGAGAGAGAGAGAGAGAGAGAGAGAGGGGAAGCAUUGAAGGCGAGCGAUGUUUGUCAUUCGCGUAUUGCGUUGUCAGCCGUUGGGCGUGGCUGGCGACGAGAUACACUGCUAGUAGGUAGGGAGAAGAUUAACUCUUCUCUCUCUCUCUCUGUGUGUGUGUGUGUGUGUGUGUGUGUGUGUCCAUCUCCUCUUUCUUUCUUCUUGUGGUGGUUUUAUUCGUUCGGUGUCUGAAGCUGUCGUUCGUUGCACUCGUCUCUCUGACCGGGUACUUGCGCGCUGGAGCAUCCGCAUGCGCUCACUAGUGCGGCACUCUGCUCUGCUCGUUCAGCUUUUCUCCUCCCUCUCAUCCUAUCCCCCCCCCUCCCCCCCCCCCCCCUUCUUCCUUUCGCUUCGUGUUUAGUAGAAGGAACGUGGAAGCAGCAGAAGAAGAGAGCUUGUCGUCGUUGUCGGAUUUCUCUUGUUGACAACAACAUCCCCCCUCUCGAGGAGAAGAGGAUAUACUGUUUUCCCACUCAGAACGUCGAGUGAUUGACGCCAGUUUUUUGAAUCUUCUUUCUCUUCAGUUUCCUCUCUUCGCUCCGCAUUCACACCUCUUCUUCUUCCUCUCUCUCUCUCUCUCUCUCUCUCUCUCUUUCUCUCUCUUUUCUCUCUUCUUCGUCCUCUCGUUGUUACUUCAUCGUCAUCUCCAUCCUCAUCGUAACUUAGCCUUGUUAUCAGAGCCGCGGUCUCAGCUUUUUCCUCUUACCUACCACCACCAAGUCUCUGUCACGUGAUUCCGCUAAACUCUCUCGCCCUCCCAUCAACCCAUCUCUCUCUUCAAUCAAUCUCAUUUGCCAUCUGUUUCGCUCUUGGGGUCUUUCUGCGGGGACGCGAGCGCAGACUCUCCGUUUUGAAAUUGCGGCCCAUUUGUGCUUGACUCGUACUCGUUUGUCUAUUCAUUCUUUCCUCGCACUCGGGGAGAGAGAGAGAGAGAGAGAGAGAGAGAGAGAGAGAGAGAGGAGCGCAUCGUUGUGUGGUGAGACGAUUACAGACAGCACCUGCGUGUUCGUUCUGCUUACCACUAUCUGUCGACCUGCUUACUCCUUAACUGCCGCCUCUAUACUCCUGAGCUUUGUGAACGAAAAGGACUAAUCAAUCUCCUUACGCAGCCUCUGUCUGUGUGUGGCCGAAGUCAGAGGUACGUUGUCGGCGUAGAAGGCUUGCAAGCAGGUUGGGUCGCGGGCAGCAAGCAGGCAAUCUCCUGUGGGGUGGGUGUUUUGCAAUUACCGCUGUAAGGAAGGAACUCUGCCUCGCUUCUUCCUAAUCAAGGUUCAAGGUUCACUUUAUAAAGUGUUCUUCGUCCUCGGUUGUCCUGCCUUGUGCUUUAGCCACAGGUUGGCUAUAGUCUUUUGCAGAGACUAGUCGAUUUGCAUGGGGGUUUGAAAGAGAGCGGCAUUACAGAGGCGCAUUUGAAGGAGGAGUAGGAGGAGUAGGAGGAGGAGGAGGAGGGUUGGUUUGUGGGAUUACGACCACUUAGCGCCUUUCUUUACCACAUUAAGUCUGCCCUCGAUUAUCGCGAUUGAUUGAUUUCGAUUGAUUGAUUGAUUGAUUGAUUAAUCGAAGCGAGAGACUGAUCGGGAGGGGAUAACAAGCGUCCAAGAGAGAGAAAGAGAGAGAGAGAGAGAGAGAGAGAGAGAGAGGAAUGUGGAGGCCAGGAGAAGAGGAAGAAAUGGGAAUGCCUUUGGUGAGUACAGUUUCUCAGGCUGUGCUUGGGGCGCAUGUCGGGAUGGGGGAAGAUGAUUGCGAUUGGGGGGAGGAGGAGGUGUUCGACCAUGGAUAUGAGGACGCGUCGGAUGGCGAUGAAACAGCGUCGGAGGGCUCGUUUAUCUCCGACAGUGGAGACUUGGGGGCGCGCCGCGACUCCUUCAACGGCUCCUCGGUUCAUCAUCAUCAUGAUUACGAGGAAGACGACCACGUUCAUUACGCGCAAGCGGUGCCGAGUCAGCAGCAGCAGCAGCACGAACAGGCGGUGCCGUCGAUUAGCAGCAGGAAACGUGGCCAUGCUGCUGCUGACGUGUCCUCCUCAGAAACGUCGUCCGAUGACGUCAGUUCCAGGGAAGUUUCGGGGGAAGAUUCGGGCUCGUCGUCGAGCAAUAGAGGACGAAGUGGAGUGGCUCAUGUUGGCCUCAUCCGGCCUGAGCUUCGAGGUGUGGGAUUGGGAGGAGGAGCUACAACUACUGACAGCAGCACCCUGAGGGCGAGCAGCGGUGUGUCGGCGGCGCGGCUCGCAAGGGGGGGGGCAGCAGGAGGAGGUUGUCUGACAGUGGGUGCGGAGAGUGUUGUCAGGCUUGUGCACAACGGCCAGCAGCAGCUCAGCACCAGCGGCAGCGCCGCCGCGCUCCCCGGCGCCACCUGCGGCGGUAAUCUUACCGCCGGCCGUUGCGGGUUAGUGGAGAAUUUCGGCGUAGGCGGCGCCCCGAUCGGGAUGAGGAUGUGCGGCAGCUCGGCCGCGGACAUGCCGGCGGCCGGGACCGCGGGGGCUGUACACGGCGGCUUCCCCGAGCGGGAUCUACCCUCGUUAUCGUCGCCUCGAAUGCAGAGCAAAUGGCUCGGCGUGAUGAGGAACAGUAGCAACACGCGAUCGAAGCCCAUCCCGACCGCUAAUCAAUCAGUCAACGGUCCUCAGAAGAAAGGGCUGUCGUUUUUGAGUAGUACGAUAGGAGGGGGAGGGGGAGCAGGAGGAGGAGGCGGAGGAGCGGGGGGGGCCAGGGGGGGGGGGUGUGGGAGGAAUGACGUGGAAGUGGCCGUGCUGCCCAAAUGGCAGCAAUCUGCGCCCGUGAAUUUCGCCCAUGUGGCGGCGGAGCGGAAGAUGGGGGGGAGGUGGGCCUACUCCCCUCAGAGCGACGAUGACGAUGUCGGUGAUAAUGAUUGGAACAACGAGAUUCGGAUAUACCCCCACGAGCUGGUUGCGAGGACCAAGUACUCGCACAAGAUGGUUGCCUUCUCGGUGGCCGACGGGAGAGGGGGCACUCUCAAGGGCAGGGAGCUGCGUCGACUGCGCGACCUGAUCUUGCGACAGGUCAUGGGGUACGAGUCACGGUAUCCCGACGGAACGCUGCACGAGCAAUUCAGGCCGGCCAUCGCUCUCAAUGUGAUGGAUUGAUCAUCGAAACAAUUGGGAGGUGGGUUUGAUUGGGGGAGGUAGGUAUGUAGGUUUUAGCUGCGCGAAGUGUUUUAGGCGAACGUUCCAAUGAACAAUCAAUCAGUCCGUCCGUCUGAUUAGUCCACUCAGUCGUCGUUCAAGCAAUCAAUCAAUCGGUCAAAGCGCGGAAGGCGUCGUGUGUGCAGGAAUUGAGGAUGUUGGUGGGUGGGUGGGUGGGUUGAUGUAUCCCGACGGUCGUGGAACCGCAGUCGAAAAGGAUGGGAGAGGCGGGGCUGCACCCCGAUGUCAGUAUCCUCGUUGACCUUGAGCAUUAGUCACCCCCGAUGGUCGGGAUGGCCUCAAACGUAUGCACCCCCUCGUCAAGCUGAUUGCUACUCCGCCUGCUUGCGAACCCUCCUCCUACCCUUCUCCACCUUGUCCACUCAUCCUCUCUACCCCUUGUGUCAUCUUGCCCCGCUCUCGCUGAUGGCUACAGGCGGCGCAUUGCCGCUAUCUUUUGGCUGGGUAGCCGCUUCGGUAGUGAAGUGUUCGUCGCGCUUUCUCUGUGUCUCGUGAGGGAGUGGGUCGACCGUUCGGACUCGCGUUGGCAAUGUAGGGCAGGAGGGCACGAUGAAGGGAAGGAGAAAGGAGAAAGGAGAAAGGAGGUCGUUGCCAGCGCAGGGGACGUACACGUGUGUACUCAGCGGGUGUGUGCGCUCGAACAGAACACCACGUAGCAUUUUGCAAUUAGCGCCACGAAUAAUGAACCUUCGUCUUGUUGUCCAGGCAAGUGCUGUUGCGGUGAGUGAGUGCGGGCUCUCUCUACGUGACAUGCGUGCGAGCUGUUCGCGUUGAUGACGAUGUGCGUUGUUCUCUGCGCGGAGAGUGGCCGCUUUAAGUGUGGUGCGGUUGGGUCUCUAGGCGACAUGGAAGGCUUCUUUCGUCUUAUCGUGCGCAUCUACUACAAGCAUCGCCUCUUGUUGUCCGGGUAGUACUACACUCUGUCUCUCUCUCUCUCUUUUUUCCUUGCAAGUGGGGUCUCUAGGUGACAUGCAAGGCUGUUCUGACGUCGACGAAGUGGGUUCUGAAGGAAAAGAGAGAGAGAGAGAGAGAAUGGAGGGAGAGAAAUUUUGACCGUUGGCGAUCAUCGCAAGGGAGGAGGAUUUAGGUCGCUGGAGGGGAGAGGGAGGAUAGUGUUUCUGAGAGAGGGAGGAGGAGGAGGGCUGCCACGUGGUUGUCUUUGACCAAUUUCAAUUUUGUGUGAGUUUUAAUUUCGGAGGACGGCAUUACGAUGAUGUGAGGAUGACGCUCUUCCUCGUGUUCACGAUGAUGGCUAUGGUGGUGAUUGAGCCUACCACCUCCUCCUCCUCCUCCUUGCACUCCUUGUACUCCUCUGCCCAACACCAGCCUUUGUACAUUCCAAUAGUUUUCGGGACAGACCAUUCUGCUCUGUCAUUGAAUUGGGUGUGGAUUGGGUCCGUGGGUGCUGGGCUAGCCGCUUUGAUUACGCGC